Nerophis ophidion (straightnose pipefish) is the source of this 3848-nucleotide messenger RNA. It is a transcript of the gene ccdc106a, whose product is annotated as coiled-coil domain containing 106a. The coding region runs from base 251 to 1435 and encodes 394 amino acids. The transcript has 8 exons. The record is from RefSeq and is a predicted model, not a curated record. NCBI's taxonomy places the organism in Eukaryota, Metazoa, Chordata, Actinopteri, Syngnathiformes, Syngnathidae. Gene Ontology annotation, cellular component: nucleoplasm.
GUCCUUCUUCGCUGGCAAUAAAUACAUGCUUAUUGUUGGCUUGUUAGCAAGCGGAGGAACUCGCAAGAUGGCGGCAUGACUGAGUAAUAACGUCGUAUUACAUGCUUAUUAUCUGCUUAUUAUCGGCGGAAAGAGUGAUUUAGGGAGAUUAUAUGGUACCUGAAAGUCGGAGGGGUGUGGCCACGGGUGUGGUGACCGCCAGUGUCUCUGAGGGAAGCCACGCAGCUGCAGGCGGACGCAAGCUCCGCUCAUGUCUACGAGAGUGAUGGAGAAUGGAGACAGGCGUGAUGCUGCCUCCAACAACCACUCAGGCACGCUACACUUGCAGACUCCCAAGAAUGAAGAAAUUUAUGAGAUCACAAUACCGCUGGAAGAAAACAACUUUGAUCAGCAAGGAUUCUUCAACCAAACUGAGGCAAACUUUGAGGAGUGUGCGCCCCCUGCUGGCCGCUCCUACAUGCUGGUCAGCAGCCUGCGCACGCAGCUGCAGAUCUCUACAGAGAAGAACUCCUGGCUGCAGAAGAGGAUCCAGGACCUGGAAGAGGAGCGGGACUUCCUUCGCUGUCAGCUGGAGCGUUUCAUCGCCUCCACCAAGAACCAGGACUGCGAGCCCAGAAGGUUCUCCUGGAGACCAAGGAGACAGGAGGAACAUCCUGCGGAACAACCGACCACAGAUCCGCCACACUUUCCCCCCCAGCAGUUUUUCCAGCGAAGGCCGGCUGCUCCCGCUGCGACCCCCCCCAAGAACCACGUGUCCAACGCCGUGACCACCCACCUGGCCUCCAUGAACACGCUCUUCACCUCCGCACAGUCGCAGGCGCUCUUCCAGGGCCUCGCCACUGCUGGGAAUUCAACCAGCAGCAGCGGUGGCAGCAGCAGCGGCGCAACCGCCAGGCCAAACGGACAGCGAAAUUUAGCUCCGGAUUCUUUUCUCCUGCUGGGAGAAGGCGAAGAGUACGUGGAGCAUGAGGGCUUCCUGCAGGAGGAGGAAAUGCUCCCUGCGGACGACGCCAACAGCAACAGGCAGCAGUUGAAGAGAAGGCGAAUAUUCCGAGGCCUUAAAGAGCGCCAACGAGUCAAAGACGCCGCCGGGGUGCUCUUCCGCUACAAGAAGAUCCUCCUCACCUUCCAGCGCCUGAAGAACAUGUCCAAGGCCUUCCAGAUCCACGGCGUGGACCGCAACACGGUGGCGUCCACCACGCCCAUCGCCGAGCUGCUGCUAGUGGCGCCGGAGAAGGUGGCGCUGGUAGGCGAAUUCGACCCGUCCCGAGAGAAGCUGCUGGACUACGCUCGCCGCUGCUACUCGGCGCUGGACGAGGAGACGCUGAGCCGCGUGCAGGCCUUGAAGAAGAACAACCUGCUCCUGCCCAUUUCAUACAGGUUUCGAACAGGCGGUCUCACAGAACGCCCCAAUAAGGGGGACUCAACCUUAUAGCCUGGUCCUGGACUCUCUGGUUCUGGACUCUCUGGUCCUGGACUCAUCGCCACGGCACAGAUCACUAACAACCAUUCACUCUUUCACACAUUAGCCAUCAUUUGUUCAUGCUACCAACCUUGCUUCACAGCAAAGAAGAAUAGCAAUUAUUUAACAUUUUAUCCAACACACUUUAUUGAUAUCUAUUACGUCUCUAUUGAUGUCAUUUUAUGGCCCAGCCCUACGAAUUUACAUAUAGUACAUGUUUCCUGGCCAAACUCCAAUCUUCUUCAUGUAAGAAUAACUAUUACUGAACGUUUUAUCGAACAUACUUUAUUGAUAUUGAUAUCAUUUUAUGGCCCAACCCUACUAAUUAGCAUUUAAUGCAUGUUUUUUGCCCAAACUCCGAAUUUCAUCACGUUAUAAUAAUAAUUCUUGAACCUUUUAUCGAACACACGAUUACGUCUCAAUUGAUAUCGUUUUAUUGUCCAGUCUUACUAAUUAGCAUAUCAUACAGGUUUCCUGCCCAAACUCUGAUCUUCAUCAUGUAAGAAUAAUAAUUAUUAAAGCUUUUAUCGAACACACUUUAUUGAUAUCGAUUACAUCUCUACUGGUAACGUUUCAUGACCCAACGCUAUUAAUUAGCAAAUAAUACAUGUUUUCUUUCCUGCCCAAACUUCAGUCUUAAUCAUGUAACAAUAACAAUUAUUGAACAUUUUAACGAACACACUUUAUUUAUAUCGAUUACGUCUCUAUUUAUAUUGUUUUAUGCCCAAGCCCUACUAAUAUUUAUAUAAUACAUGUUUUCUUUCCUGCCCAAACUCCAAUCUUCAUCAUGUAAGAAUAACAAUUACAAAAACCUUUUAUCGAACACACUUUAUUGAUAUUGAUUACGUCUCUAUUGGUAUUAUUUUAUGACCCAACCCUACUAUUUAGCAUAUAAUACAUGUUUCCUGCCCAAAAUCCGUUUUUCAUCAUGUAACAAUAAUAAUUCUUGAACCUUUUAUCGGACAUACGUUGUUGAUAUCGAUUACGUCUCUAUUGAUAUCGUUUUAUGGCCCAGCCCUACUAUUUAGCAUAUAAUACAUGUUUCCUGCCUUAACUCCAAUCGUCAUCAUGUAAGAACAGCAGUUACUGAACGUUUUAUCAAACACACUUUAUUGAUAUCGAUUACAUCUCUACUGAUAACGUUUUAUGACCCAACCCUAUUAAUUAGCAAAUAAUACAUGUUUUCUUUCCUGCCCAAACUCCGAUCUUCAUCAUGUAAGAAUAGCAGUUACUGAACAUUUUUAUUGAACAUAUUUUAUUGAUAUUGAUUAUGUCUCUAUUGAUAUUGUUUUUAUGGCCCAACCCUACUAAUUAGCAUAUAAUACAUGUUUCCUGCCCAAACUCCGAUUUUCAUCACGUAAGAAUAAUAAUUCUUGAACCUUUUAUCGAUCACACUUUGUUAAAAUUUAUUACGUCUGAAUUGAUAUCGUUUUAUGGCCCAGUCUUACUAAUUAGCAUAUGAUACAGGUUUCCUGCCCAAACUCUGAUCUUCAUCAUGUAAGAUUAACUAUUAUUGGACCUUUUAUCGAACACACUUUAUUGAUAUCGAUUACUUCUCUACUGAUAACAUUUAAUUUCCCAACCCUAUUAAUUAGCAAAUAAUACAUGUUUUCUUUCCUGUCCAAACUCCGAUCUUCAUCAUGUAAGAAUAGCAGUUACUGAACGUUUUAUCGAACACAUUUUAUUGGUAUUGAUUACGUCUCUAUUGAUAUCGUUUUUAUGGCCCAACCUUACUAAUCAGCUUAUAAUACUUGUUUCCUGACCAAACUCCGAUCUUCAACAUGUAAGAAUUACAAUUAUUGAACCUUUUAUCGAACACACUUUGUUUAUAUCAAUUACGUCUCUAUUGAUAUCGUUUUAUGGCCCAGCCCUAUUAAUUGGCAAAUAUUACAUGUUUUUUUUCCUGCCCAAACUCUGAUCUUCAUCAUGUAAGAAUAGCACUUACUGAACGUUUUAUCAAACACACUUUAUUGAUAUCGAUUAUGUCUCUAUUGAUAUUGUUUUAUGGCCCAGCCCUACUAAUGAGCAUUUAAUACAUGUUUUCUUUCCUGCCCAAACUCUGAUCUUCAUCAUGUAAGAAUAAUAAUUAUUGAAGCUUUUAUCGAACACACUUUAUUGAUAUCGAUUAUGUCUCUAUUGAUAUCAUUUUAUGGCCCAGCCCUGCUAGUUAGCAUAUAUAAAAUACAUGUUUUCUUGCCUGCCCAAACUUAAAUUUUCAUCAUUUAAGAAUGAAAAUUAUUGAACGUUUUAUCGAACACACUUUAUUGAUAUUGAUUACGUCUCUAUUGAUAUCGUUUUAUAUCAUUUUCCACUCUGUGAUGUCAAGUUUUAUGCUAACAUUUGGACGCAGUAAUAUUGCAAAUAUACAUCUGUAAAUGUUUUGCAA